Molecule: messenger RNA, 2354 nt
Organism: Eleginops maclovinus (Patagonian blennie)
Lineage: Eukaryota; Metazoa; Chordata; Actinopteri; Perciformes; Eleginopidae
Gene: ddx51
Product: DEAD (Asp-Glu-Ala-Asp) box polypeptide 51
Exons: 16
Coding region: 216-2231 (671 amino acids)
Cellular component (GO): nucleus
Molecular function (GO): ATP binding; nucleic acid binding
Source: RefSeq, a predicted model, not a curated record
CGUCAUCAUACUGCGUCUUGUAGUGUGGAAAACACAUGAGAAAGUGGUGGUUUUUCUAGUUCAUUUGAAGUUUAGCAUUUACAUUAAGUUAAAGAAUCAGAGUUCUUCACGAAUGUAGACAUGGCGAAUUGAUAUUCAGCGAAAAUCAUUUUCAAAUGCGAGAUAGCUGAAAAGAAUACACAAACUGUCUUGGAGUGAUUUAUUUUUCUGAAGGAAUGUCUCUGUUUCUUGUAAACAGGUAUCUUGGGGAGGAGGAAGAUGGGAACCUCUCUAAAGAGUCUCGGUCUCAGGCGUUACUGGCUAAACUGCAACAGAAGGCAAAAGAGAAGCAGAAACAGAGUUUGACGGAAGAAGGACAAAAGCCGCCUAAAGAACGGACGAAAAAGCAGGAUAUAAAAAAGAAAAGAAAAGAUGACAAGGACAGCAGUGAGGAGCCUGAACACAACAAGAAGCGGAAAUCUGAAGCAGCGGCUGUGGUUGUCACAGAGACUGAUGAGCCAAUCGAGGAGGAAAAGAAGAAGCAGACGAGUCCAAAUGAGAAACGGAAGAAGAAGAAAAAGGAUCAGUCCGUGAAAAGUCUUCCUGACACUCCUGUGGCUGGAAGAGGAGGCCUGGAGGAGACAGGAGAAGGUGAAAAGAAAACAGAGACGGAAAACAUCGCACCAGAACAAACCACGGAGAAAACUCCUGCUCCAACUGGGUUCACUGUUCUGGGAGGGUUUGACAACAAACCUGUACAAAAGGUGCACAGGGUGCUGCCUCAGUGGCUCGCUCAGCCAGAUGUGAUCCACAGGGACAUUAAAGGACACCUGGUGGACAUCUCCGAGAUCCACGGACUCUCCGCUCUGCUCGUAAAGAAACUUCAGAGUAGUGGAAUCCAGAACUUUUUUCCAGUGCAGGCAGAGGUGAUCCCUGCUGUCCUGGAGAGCGCUCAGCAGGGGCUUCUGAUUGGACGAGGCGGCUACAAGCCCAGAGACAUAUGUGUGUCUGCUCCUACAGGCAGCGGCAAGACGCUCGCGUUUGUCAUACCCGUCAUCCAGGUUCUGAUGGAGCGGGUGGUGUGUGAAGUCCGUGCUCUGGCCGUGCUGCCAACCAAAGAGCUCGCCCAGCAGGUGUGCAAAGUGUUUGCGUCGUACGCUGAGGGAACCUCUCUGAAGGUGGUGAUGCUGGCCGGCCAGAAGUCCUUCGCUGCAGAGCAGAGCUCCCUGUCAGAGCUCAGGGGGGGCAUGAGACGCAGUUUGGCGGACAUUGUUGUGGCAACUCCGGGUCGGCUGGUGGAUCACAUCAACAAGAACUCAGGGUUCAGUCUGGAACACCUCAGGUUUCUAAUUAUAGACGAGGCCGACAGGAUGAUUGACAGCAUGCACCAGUCGUGGCUCAGUCAGGUGGUGAAGGCAGUGUACAGACCAGGAAGUGGACAGGAAGCCAUGUCCAUCUUCAGGAGGGCGGAGCCAGCACAUGUGACAGCAGCCAGUCUGUCCCCACCUCAGAUGCCGCUGCAGAAGCUGCUGUUCUCUGCCACGCUCACACAGAACCCAGAGAAGCUGCAGCAGCUGGGCCUCCACCAGCCCAGACUCUUCAGCUCCAUACACAGCCAGUCCAGCACCAUCAGCACCCCCAGCAGCACGGCAGAACCCCCCCACACACAGGGCUGCUUUAACUUCCCCCAAGGGCUCACGGAGUAUUACGUUCCCUGUACGCUGAGCAAAAAGCCUCUUCUCAUCCUCCACUUCAUCCUGCGCAUGAAGCUCAGCCCCAUCCUGUGCUUCACCAACUCCAGAGAGGCUGCACACAGGCUGUUUGUGCUGGUGCAGCUCUUUGGUGGCGUUCAGGCGGCUGAGUUCUCCUCCAGACUGUCUCCUGCUGACAGGAAGAAGACGCUGAAGGAAUUUGAACAAGGAAAGAUCCAACUGCUGAUCAGCACAGACGCAGCAGCCAGAGGCAUCGACAUCAACGGGGUCAAAUGUGUGGUGAAUUAUGACGCACCGCAGUACAUCCGGACAUACAUCCACAGGAUUGGAAGAACAGCCAGAGCAGGGAAAACCGGCCUAGCCUUCACCUUCCUGCUGGGAGUACAGGAGAAGAACUUCCUGCACAUGGUGGUGGAAGCAGGAACGCCCGGGAUUCAGAAGCAGAUUGUCAAACCAGAGAGCCUGAAGGGGAUGGAAGCCCGGUACGAACAAACGCUGCAGGAGCUGGCUAACGUCAUCAAGGACGAGAAAACCAAAUAAAGGAGCAGCACAGACAUUCUCCUCUGAGCCCACAUCUGGGCCUCAAAAGAACAUGUUGCAUUUUCAGCUGUACUUGGAAUAUUUAUGUUGUUUAAUAAAAACAUAAAAUACAGAAACACAAAA